Leptonychotes weddellii (Weddell seal) is the source of this 1825-nucleotide messenger RNA. RefSeq names its product maelstrom spermatogenic transposon silencer (gene MAEL). The record is from RefSeq and is a predicted model, not a curated record. NCBI's taxonomy places the organism in Eukaryota, Metazoa, Chordata, Mammalia, Carnivora, Phocidae. Gene Ontology annotation, molecular function: sequence-specific DNA binding. Gene Ontology annotation, biological process: regulation of miRNA-mediated gene silencing; negative regulation of DNA-templated transcription; piRNA processing. Gene Ontology annotation, cellular component: P granule; nucleus.
ACGCCUCAACCCAGCCAAUCAGAAUGCACUGCACCUGUGACCAAGCUCCCCCUCCACCCCACCCCCACUGCCCCACGAGUCAGUCUCAGACUGUUUUUCUCCCAGUGAGGCCAGUGCGGCUGCGCACAGUGCCCUGAUUGGUCGAGAGCUGCAGGCCUUCGCGCGCAGGCGCCUGCCUCGGUUACUAAGGGCGGGAGCCCGGCUAGGGCGCCGGCGGCUUGUGGUGUCUCUGGCCCACGUCGUCGAAUCCUGGCCUCGCUCACCAUGCCAAACCGCAGGGCCAGCCGUAAUGCCUACUAUUUCUUUGUGCAGGAGAAGAUCCCCGAACUACGGAGGCGAGGGCUGCCUGUGGCUCGCGUAGCUGAUGCCAUCCCCUACUGCUCUGCUGACUGGGUGAAACCUGUUUCCACUCCACUGAGGUGGCCAGGCAUGCUUGUACCAAGGCAGAAUGUUUCACCCCCGGAUAUGUCAAAUUUGUCUCUAAAAAGUGAUCAAGCUCUCCUUGGAGGCAUUUUUUAUUUUUUGAACAUUUUUAGCCAUGGUGAGCUACCUCCUCAUUGUGAACAGCGCUUCCUCCCUUGUGAAAUAGGCUGUGUUAAAUAUUCUCUCCAAGAAGGUAUUAUGGCAGAUUUCCACAGUUUUAUAAAUCCUGGUGAAAUUCCACGAGGAUUUCGGUUUCAUUGUCAGGCUGCAAGUGAUUCUAGUCACAAGAUUCCUAUUUCAAACUUUGAAUCUGGGCAUGACCAAGCAACUGUGUUACAAAACCUUUAUAGGUUUAUUCACCCAAACGCAGGAAACUGGCCACCUAUCUACUGCAAGUCUGAUGACAGAGCCAGAGUCAACUGGUGUUUGAAGCAUAUGGCAAAGGCAUCAGAAAUCAGGCAAGAUCUAGAACUUCUCACUGUAGAAGAUCUUGUAGUGGGGAUCUACCAGCAAAAGUUUCUUAAGGAGCCCUCUAAAACCUGGGUUCGGAGCCUCCUAGAUGUGGCCAUGUGGGAUUAUUCUAGCAACACAAGGUGCAAGUGGCAUGAAGAAAACGAUAUUCUCUUCUGUGCUUUAGCUGUUUGCAAGAAAAUUGCGUACUGCAUCAGUAACUCUCUGGCCACUCUCUUUGGAAUCCAGCUCACAGAGACUCAUGUACCGCUUCAGGAUUAUGAGGCCAGCAAUAGUGUGACACCCAAAAUGGUUGUAUUGGAUGCAGGGCGUUACCAGAAGCUGAGGGUUGAGAGUCCAGGAUUUUCUCAUUUCAGCCCUUCUAAUCAGGAACAAAGACCAAACACACCCACUGGUGACUAUCCAUCUGGGGUGAGAAUUUCUGGCCAAAACAGCAGUGUUCGGGGAAGAGGGAUUACUCGCUUGCUAGAGAGCAUCUCCAAUUCCUCCAGCAAUAUCCACAAAUUCUCCAACUGUGAGACUGCACUCUCACCUUACAUGUCCCAGAAAGAUGGAUACAAAUCUUUCUCUUCCUUAUCUUAAUGAUGGUACUUUUUUCAAUUUCUGGAAAAAUAACAGGCCCAACUUCCCUUCUGACUACAGUCAUAUUAAACAGAUCACAUCAGUGAUAAAUGUCACCACUGUAAAAACUACUUAAUUUGUAAGGAAAUUCUGUUUCAUAGUAAAAAUAAUUGUGGUUGGAGAAGAUCUUGGCAUUUUUGCUUUUUUUUCUUUUUUGAGGGGUGGUUCUACUUCCUGACUGUAUGAUGUAAACACCAUUAAAGCUUUGAGUCCUUUAAGAACAAAACUGGCAUUUCAGAGUUGUGCUUUUGGGAAUAUUUUGAUAAUCUUUCCCUCUACAAUAAAGGUAUUGAAUAUCUGUUAGGAAAGG